AUGCCUGGCGUCGGAGUGGACAACGCGAUUUGCAUCAAGAUGACGGUCGUGGCUAUUAUUAUGGACGAAUGCCGCGAUUCGUUUGUUAGACUUUACAAAAAAGCUUCAACGAUCUUGGUCUCACAUGGGGGGUUCCUGAUCACGGCAGUCAAUCCCUGGAGACACAAGGUGGAUGGCGGCAUUCAGAUUGAGUUGUACGAGGCCUAG
Messenger RNA from Colletotrichum lupini, 207 nucleotides. RefSeq lists its product as uncharacterized. NCBI's taxonomy places the organism in Eukaryota, Fungi, Ascomycota, Sordariomycetes, Glomerellales, Glomerellaceae. Bases 1 to 207 code for a protein of 68 amino acids. The record is from RefSeq and is a predicted model, not a curated record. The transcript has 2 exons.